AUGCGUGUUUCUGGAUUGCUCCCUUUCAUCCUGGCCGCUGUCCCGGCAGUGGUCUCAGCCCGUGGUACUCUGGGCUUUUCUCUCGGUGACAAGAACGCCGAUGGAACCUGCAAGUCUACUAGUGACUACGAGGCCGACUUCGACGACCUGAAGGACCUGGCUACCCUCGUCCGCACUUACUCUGGCACCGAAUGUGAUACUCCUCAGAACAUCAUUCCCGCCGCUAAGAAGAAGGGUUUCAAGGUUGUGUUGGGUAUCUGGGUUGGUGCACAGGACAAGAGCGAUAUGGGAACCAACGACGCGUCCUUCCAGAAGGACUUUGCCGCUCUCCAGAAGGCCAUUCCAGGCAAUGAGGAUGUUGUCGAGGCUAUCACGGUCGGCUCUGAGACCCUUUACCGCGGCGACUUGACUGGUCCUCAGCUACACAACUACAUCGGUGUUGUCGCCAACAAGUUCCCUACCGUUACUGUCGGUACCGCCGAUAGCUGGAACAAGUUUGCCGACGGAACCGCUGAUACCCUGUUCACUACUAACACCAAGGCCAACCCGCUUGUCAAGUAUGUGCUCGCCAACGCCUUUGCCUACUGGCAGGGUACCGCGGCCGAUGAGGCCCACAAGACCUACUUUAGCGACAUGUCCGGUGCUAUUGAACACAUCCAGAAGGUUGCUGGUGACAACGCUGACAAAAUCCGUAUUAUCACCGGCGAGACCGGCUGGCCUACUGAUGGUGGCUCCGACUACGAGUCUGCCCUUGCUGGUACCAAAAAUGCCGAGACAUUCUGGAAGAAGGGCAUCUGUGGCAUGCUUGCCUGGGGCACCGAUCUUUUCUACUUUGAGGCCUACGAUGAGUCCUGGAAGCCUGACAGCGUUGGUGACAAUGGCAAGGCUAUGGAUGAGAAGCACUGGGGUUUGCGCACUGCAUCCCGCCAGAGCAAGUUCGACACUUCGUGCCCUCACUAA
Messenger RNA from Penicillium taxi, 960 nucleotides. It is a transcript of the gene bgt1, whose product is annotated as 1,3-beta-glucanosyltransferase Bgt1. The transcript is spliced from 3 exons. The record is from RefSeq and is a predicted model, not a curated record. Gene Ontology annotation, molecular function: glucan endo-1,3-beta-D-glucosidase activity; 1,3-beta-glucanosyltransferase activity. Gene Ontology annotation, cellular component: extracellular region; cell surface; fungal-type cell wall. Gene Ontology annotation, biological process: cell wall organization; carbohydrate metabolic process. The coding region runs from base 1 to 960 and encodes 319 amino acids. NCBI's taxonomy places the organism in Eukaryota, Fungi, Ascomycota, Eurotiomycetes, Eurotiales, Aspergillaceae.